This is a messenger RNA of Dromaius novaehollandiae (emu), 2219 nucleotides long. RefSeq names its product flavin-containing monooxygenase 5-like. The record is from RefSeq and is a predicted model, not a curated record. NCBI's taxonomy places the organism in Eukaryota, Metazoa, Chordata, Aves, Casuariiformes, Dromaiidae. Bases 130 to 1725 code for a protein of 531 amino acids. The transcript has 9 exons. Gene Ontology annotation, molecular function: flavin adenine dinucleotide binding; N,N-dimethylaniline monooxygenase activity; NADP binding.
CCUGCUCGCGCCGUGCAUCAUAAAACCAGGCCAGAGUCCGGCGUCACAGCUCGGAGCUGGGGCGACGGGGCAGGGACUGGCGCAGCGGCUGGGCACGGCUCGCCGGGGCUGCAGGCAGCGAAGGGCAGCAUGGCAAAGAGGGUCGCGAUCAUCGGAGGGGGGAGCAGCGGGCUGUGCGCCAUCAAAGCCUGCCUGCAAGAGGGGCUGGAGCCCGUCUGCUUCGAGAGGACCAGGGACAUCGGAGGCCUGUGGCGGUUUGAGGAGCACCCCGAGGAGGGCCGCGCCAGCAUCUACAAGUCCGUCAUCAUCAACACCUCCAAGGAGAUGAUGUGCUUCAGCGACUUCCCCAUCCCUGACGACUUCCCCAACUACAUGCACAACUCCCAGAUCAUGGAGUACUUCCGCAUGUAUGCCCAGCACUUCGACCUGCUCCGACACAUCCGCUUCGAGACCAGCGUGUGCCGCGUGGCGAAGCGCCCUGACUUCGCCGUCACUGGCCAGUGGGACGUGGUCACCGAGAGCGAUGGGGAGCAGGAGUCGGCAGUCUUCGACGCCGUGCUGGUGUGCACCGGGCACCACACCAAUGCACAUCUCCCGCUGCACAGCUUCCCAGGCAUCGAGACGUUCAGGGGCCACUACCUUCACAGCCGAGACUACAAGGACCCCCAGGCUUUCACAGACAAGAGGGUCGUUGUCAUCGGGAUCGGGAAUUCAGGGUCGGACCUGGCUGUGGAGAUCAGCCAAACAGCCAAGCAGGUCUUCCUCAGCACCCGCCGGGGUGCGUGGAUCCUCAACCGCGUUGGAAACCAGGGAUACCCUGUGGACAUCCUCCUCCUCACCCGUAUGAAGAACAUCCUCUCAAAGCUGCUGACCUUGUCCAUGCUGAGCGACUGGUCAGAGAAGCAGCUGAAUGCAAGAUUCGACCACUCAAACUACGGCCUGAAGCCAAAGCACAGGAUCCUCCACCAGCACCCAACCAUCAACGAUGACCUGCCCAACCGCAUCAUUUCGGGCAGGGUGAGGGUCAAGCCGAACAUCCGGGAGUUCACGGCAACCGCUGCCAUCUUUGAGGACGGCACCAAGGAAGAUAUUGACGCCGUGGUCUUUGCCACAGGAUACAGCUUCUCCUUCCCCUUCCUCGAGGACUGUGUCACAGUGGUGGAGAACCAGAUCUCCCUGUACAAGUUUGUGUUCCCCGCCCACCUGGAGAAGCCAACGCUGGCUUUCAUCGGCCUUGUCCAGCCCCUGGGCGCCAUCAUGCCCAUCUCCGAGCUCCAGUGCCGCUGGGCCACCCGUGUCUUCAAGGGACUGAACAAACUGCCUCCGAGGUGCGACAUGGAGGCUGACAUCAACCAGAAGAAAGAAGAGAUGGCCAAGCGGUACGUGCGGAGCCAGCGGCACACCAUCCAGGUGGAUUACAUCCCCUACAUGGACGAGCUCGCCUGCCAGCUGGGCGUCAAGCCCAACCUGCUCACCCUCUUCCUCACCGACCCCCGGCUGGCGACGGAGGUGCUGUUGGGCCCCUGCACCCCCUACCAGUACCGCCUGCGGGGCCCGGGGAGGUGGGCAGGCGCCCGGCAGGCCAUCCUGACCCAGCAGCAGCGCGUUGUCAAGCCCCUGAGGACAAGGCAGGUGGACGAAGUCACCUCGUCCUCCUCGGUGCCGCUCUUGGCCAAGCUGGUCGGGGCUGUGGCUGUCUUCGCCAUCCUUUUCACUUACCUGUAGACUCCUGCUCCGGGCUGCGCUGCUGGAGGGAAAGGGAGGCUUUGGAACGUGGCAAGGGAGCCCGGCCAGCGCACCCACACACCGGAGACCUCCUCCUGCCCAGCACGGCCACGGGAGCAUGGCGGCACUGCCUAGCAGCAGCAGCAAGGGGCCAGCAGCCCCCAAAGUCUCCGCAGCUGCUGGGAAGAGCCAGGGCUCAGCGUGAGACCUGAGGUGAAGGGCAGCCCCAAACAUGUCCCCUGCGGGCGCAGGGCACUCGCAACUGCUCUGUGCUUCCUCCUGGGAGCUGUGUCUGCAGAGGUGUGAGAAAACCUGCUAAUGCUUAGGGUGAGAUCAGUCCCCCCCAGCUAAAGCUUUAGCCUAAAUGGAGACUCGCCAGGCUUUUCUGUCGCCUCAUCUAACCACAGCACGGCACCAUGAAUGAAACUAACACUGUAACUAAAGAGCAAAGGCACUGGGAACUUUCUAAUCGGAUUAAAGAGCAUUAAAACGAA